AAAGAAGAAGAAAAAACCCUGCAGAAGAAGAAGAAGCAGAAACGUACGAGAUGGCCUCCGACACCCAGUCCACCGACCCGCAUUAGGGCUGGCUUUGCUGUCGGGUUACUUAGGACUGCGCAUUUCCCAAGCAAAGAUAUUUGUCUCAUUCCUAGAGCGGCGGAAGACCUCGGACGACGGCCACGAUGCACGCUUCGGCGGUCGGCUGCAAAAUGAGUUUGGGUUUGCUUUUUAACGGGCUGCUUGUGUCUGUGGUGGCAGCUUUACUUUGGGAGUACUCCAGGUUAAGAGAACAUGCUAUGGUGCUAGAGGAAGAGUUGCACAUGACACAGAGCUCUGAAGAAUUGACACAUGCUCCAAUGGACUAUCACCUGGCGCUCCAGGCGCUCGGUGAAGACGGUACCCGCAUGGUGUGCACCAGUAAAAUGCACACGGAUCGCAUCUGCCGCUUUGACUACCUGUGCUAUUGCACCGAGGGAGAUGAAUUUGUAUUCUUUCAUUCAAACGCCUCCAUUAUGUUGCCAAACUUGGGUUUCAGACGCUUCCAACCUGCUCUGCUUGACAUGUCCUCAGUGGAAGAUCACAAUACCCAGUAUUUCAACUUUCUAGAGCUUCCCACUGCCGCUUUGAAGUUCUUGCCCAAGCCCGUGUUUGUGCCAGAUGUCACGUUUAUUUUUAACCGCUUCAAUCCAGACAACCUAAUGCACGUCUUUCACGACGAUCUGCUGCCAGCCUUCUACACUAUGAAACUUUAUUCUGACCUGGAUGAGAGGGCGCGCUUGAUCUUCAUGGAGGGUUGGGGUGAAGGGCCCCACUUUGACCUCUACAGACUUUUGAGCAACAAGCAGCCACUUCUCAAAGAAAAGCUGAAAGACUUUGGAAAGCUCAUUUGUUUCACCAAGUCCUACGUGGGGUUGUCCAAGAUGACAACUUGGUAUCAAUACGGUUUUGUUCAGCCACAAGGGCCCAAAGCUAACAUUCUGGUCUCGGGAAACGAGAUUCGGCAGUUUUCCAAAGCGUUCAUGUUUAAAAUGAACAUCACGAGAAUGGAAGAGGCCCAUGCCGGUCAUCCUGGAGAUGAGAGCGAUACGGACGACUACAUAGUGGUCUUUAGCCGCUUAACCACGAGGCUAAUGCUGAACGAAGCCGAGUUGAUCGUGGCGCUCGCGCAGGAAUUCCGGAUGAAAGUCUUUAAAGUUUCUCUGGAGGAGCAGUCUUUGGCCAGCAUCGUCCGGGUCAUCAGCGGCGCUUCGGUGCUGGUGAGCAUGCACGGAGCGCAGCUCAUCACCUCACUUUUUCUCCCGAGAGGAGCCGUCGUGCUGGAACUCUUCCCCUUUGCGAUAAAUCCAGAGCAGUAUGCUCCGUACAAAACCCUGGCCACGCUUCCGGGCAUGGAUCUCCAUUAUUUUUCAUGGAGGAACAGCAAAAAGGAGAACACCGUUACCCAUCCAGACAGACCUCGGGAACAAGGAGGAAUAGCUCAUUUAGAGAAGGAAGAGCGGCAGCGAAUCUUGGCCAGCAGCGAAGUCCAAAGGCACUUGUGUUGCGACAACCCAGAGUGGCUCUUUCGAAUCUACCAAGAUACUCUGAUAGAUAUCCCUUCGCUCCUCGAUGUUGCCAGGAAGGCGGUGAAGACGAUGCGAAACUUCAACAAGUCCAAACCUGCCAGUAAGAUUCAUCCGGGCAGGGUCAGGGAAGCCCACUGUCAAACCUCAGUCCAAGCCACUGACAAGGCGCAACUUGUAAUCUCUUGGAAGAGCCCGUGGAAUCUGAAAUAUCUCAAAGUGAAAGAUGUUAAGUAUGAGGUGUGGAUUCAAGAGCAAGGAGAAAAUACCUACAUGCCUUAUAUCAUCCAACGGCAAAACUAUACAUUUUCCGAAAAUAUUAAGCCUUUUAUCACCUACCUGGUAUGGGUCAGGUGUAUCUUCAACAACAACCUCCUGGGUCCCUUUCAAGAUGUUCUCGUGUGUAGAACUUAAGGCAAGGUGCCGGCCGACACUUGUGAUUAACAUCAUGAUUGCUUAGUGUGUUAAAUUAUUACAUAUUGUAUUCAAUGUUGAUGUUGUUUUUAAUAUUAAAAAUGUGACAACAA
Syngnathus typhle (broad-nosed pipefish) is the source of this 2092-nucleotide messenger RNA. RefSeq names its product protein O-linked mannose N-acetylglucosaminyltransferase 2 (beta 1,4-) (gene pomgnt2). Gene Ontology annotation, molecular function: protein O-acetylglucosaminyltransferase activity; protein binding. Bases 186 to 1979 code for a protein of 597 amino acids. The record is from RefSeq and is a predicted model, not a curated record. Gene Ontology annotation, biological process: protein O-linked glycosylation via mannose. Gene Ontology annotation, cellular component: endoplasmic reticulum. NCBI's taxonomy places the organism in Eukaryota, Metazoa, Chordata, Actinopteri, Syngnathiformes, Syngnathidae. The transcript has 3 exons.